AUGGGUGUGGUUUCCCCUUUAUUUUACCUGUUCACUUGGGUGGCGGCGGGAGUUUUGGACAAAGGGAGGCGGGUCAGGAAUCUGAGCAGCUCGUUAUGGACGCUAACCCACCUGACAGCACUGCACAUCAACGACAACAACCUGACCCGCAUCCCGCCGGACAUCGCCAAGCUGCCCCACCUGGUUUACCUGAAUCUGUCGUCCAAUAAGCUCCGCAGCCUGCCCGCAGAACUGGGCAACAUGGUUUCUCUCAGGGAAUUGCUUUUAAACAACACUUUACGAGUUCUGCCUUAUGAACUUGGGAGGCUUUUCCAGUUACAAACCCUCGGGCUAAAAGGAAACCCUUUGUCCCAAGACAUCCUCAACCUGUACCAGGAGCCGGACGGAACCAGAAAGCUUUUGAACUACAUGCUCGACAAUCUCGCAGUGCACCCAGAGCAGCUCCCCCAAAGACCUUGGAUCACUCUGAAAGAGCGAGACCAAAUGAGUCCUACAGCCACUUUCACAGUCAUGUGCUACAACGUGCUGUGUGACAAAUACGCCACGCGCCAGCUGUACGGCUACUGUCCGUCCUGGGCUCUCAACUGGGAGUACAGGAAGAAAGGCAUCAUGGAGGAGAUCACCAGCUGUGACGCUGACAUCAUCAGCCUGCAGGAGGUUGAGACGGAGCAGUACUACACCUUGUUUCUGGAGACGCUAAAGGAGCGCGGCUACGACGGUUACUUCUGUCCGAAGUCUCGCGCCAAGCUCGUGUCCGAACAGGAGAGGAAGCACGUGGACGGCUGCGCUGUGUUCUUCAAGACCGAGAAGUUUACGAUGGUCCAGAAACACACAGUGGAGUUCAACCAGGUGGCCAUGGCCAACUCCGAGGGGUCAGAGGUCAUGCUGAACAGAGUGAUGACCAAAGACAACAUCGGGGUCGCCGUUCUGCUCGAGGUCAACAAGGACAUGUUCUCCGGCGGCAUGAAGCCGCCGCAGGACAGGCAGCUGGUCCUGGUGGCCAACGCCCACAUGCACUGGGACCCCGAGUACUCGGACGUCAAGUUGAUCCAAACCAUGAUGUUCCUGUCGGAGCUGAAGAACAUCGCCGAGAGGGCCUCGGGCUCCAUGGCGACCGGCUCGCCGACCUCCGACCCCUCCUCCAUCCCCAUCGUCCUGUGCGCUGACCUCAACUCGCUGCCCGACUCCGGUGUGGUGGAAUACCUGAGCAACGGAGGCGUGGCCGAGAACCACAAGGACUUCAAGGAGCUGCGCUACAGCGAAUGUCUGACCAACUUCAACUGCAACGGCAAGAACGGCAACUCAGACGGAAGCAUCACACACAGUUUCCAGCUGAAGAGCGCCUACGACAGCAAUCUGAUGCCUUACACCAACUACACAUAUGACUUCAAGGGCGUGAUCGACUACAUCUUCUUCUCUAAGACCCACAUGAGCGUCCUGGGCCUGAUGGGACCGCUGGACAGCCAGUGGCUCGUGGAGAACAACAUCACCGGCUGCCCCCACCCCCACAUCCCCUCGGACCACUUCUCCCUGCUGGCCCAGCUGGAGCUGCACCCGCCCCUCCCCCACCCGCUCAACCCCCUCAACGGGCUGCACCUGCCGGUCCACAGGUAGUGCAGCCCGAGAGAAGAGAAGAGCGAGAAAGAGAGAGACCCCCCCCUUCAGCCCUUCAGCCUCUCCCAGCCCUUUUUAUCACCC
Messenger RNA from Scomber japonicus (chub mackerel), 1698 nucleotides. RefSeq names its product CCR4-NOT transcription complex subunit 6-like. Gene Ontology annotation, biological process: nuclear-transcribed mRNA poly(A) tail shortening. Gene Ontology annotation, cellular component: nucleus; CCR4-NOT complex; cytoplasm. The record is from RefSeq and is a predicted model, not a curated record. Gene Ontology annotation, molecular function: protein binding; poly(A)-specific ribonuclease activity. NCBI's taxonomy places the organism in Eukaryota, Metazoa, Chordata, Actinopteri, Scombriformes, Scombridae.